CGCCCAACCCGGAAGUGUAGUACAUAAACAGCUACCUGGCAUGUUUGUUGUCAGAGCUCCACUUUUAUACGGAUUUCAACCCUCAUUGUAAACAUGACUACUGAAAAGUGUUUCGCCAAAGGAAGUGUUGCACCUGAUCCAGUGCCCGAAGGCCGCAUCAGACUGUACAGCAUGAGGUUCUGCCCCUUUGCGCAGAGGGCCAGACUGGUGCUGAAUGCCAAAGGGAUCAAGUAUGACACCAUCAACAUUAACCUGAGGGACAAGCCUGACUGGUUCCUUGAGAAGAAUCCCCUUGGUCUUGUCCCAACACUGGAGACACCUGCUGGUGAGGUGGUAUAUGAAUCUCCUAUCACAUGUGAAUACCUGGAUGAGGUCUACCCUGAGAAGAGGCUGCUGCCUUCCAACCCGUUUGGUAAAGCUCAACAGAAGAUGAUGCUGGAGCAAUAUUCCAAGAUAACGCCAUACUUCUACAAGAUCCCGACAGGCAGAAAGAAUGGUGAGGAUGUUUCAGGACUGGAGGCUGAACUGAAAGAGAAGUUUACCAAAUUAAAUGAGGACCUGGUUAAUAAGAAGACCAAGUUCUUUGGUGGUGACUCUAUCACAAUGAUUGAUUACAUGAUGUGGCCAUGGUUUGAGAGACUGGAGAUCUUUGAACUGAAACACUGCCUAGAUCACACACCGGAGCUGAAGAAGUGGUCAGAGCGCAUGUUAGAGGACCCUGCUGUCAAAAUCACCAUGCACAGCAUGGACACCUACAAGGCCUUCUACAAGACUUACGUUGAUGGGAAACCCAACUUUGACUACGGCCUGUAGAGAACAUAGGCCAACACCUGUAACCGUCCAGCGUUUUGUUUAUACUCGUGUUCUUGGUCAUCAUUAUUCUGGAUUUAAGUCUAUUUUUCAAACUUAGAUGUAACAGGAAAUUUUACUUCAGUAAAAACCAUGGGGAGUAAAAACAUUCCAGAGACAAAGCUAACAAAGAAAUCUGUUUUUAUUGGACAUUCAGCACUUAUUGAGGGAAGACAUGAAAUUGACAUAAUGGGAAUGAGGCACCUUAACUGUAUUUUGUAUACAUGUAUAAAAGGUGUUUUCAAAGAUGUUCACUUUUCCUAAUAAAAAUUGUAGGUGAAAUGACGUUGAGGUUUUCUGUCUGUUACAACACACACAACUUCAUUAUGUUUUCCCUCUAGGCUAUACAUUGGUCCUAUUUCAUUAACUGUAAGUCAAAAGUGCCAAAAAGUUGACAUCAACAUUGCGG
Molecule: messenger RNA, 1258 nt
Organism: Scomber japonicus (chub mackerel)
Lineage: Eukaryota; Metazoa; Chordata; Actinopteri; Scombriformes; Scombridae
Product: glutathione S-transferase omega-1-like
Exons: 6
Coding region: 94-813 (239 amino acids)
Biological process (GO): glutathione metabolic process
Cellular component (GO): cytoplasm
Molecular function (GO): glutathione transferase activity; glutathione dehydrogenase (ascorbate) activity
Source: RefSeq, a predicted model, not a curated record